AUGCGUUCCUUCUUCUCGGUGUGCGCGUCGUUGGCGCUUGUGCAUUAUGCUGCCACUCUCGACCUUACCAACUCUGUCCUGUCCCUUUUUACGAUAGCAUUAGCUCUCUUCUGGAAGGUGACGGGCUUUCCGAGCCACUUUAGGAGAGGCGGUACUGCAGGAAAUGCCGUGGGCACACGUCUAGCUCAGGCUGGUUACAAAGUCGCUAUCAUCGAAGCUGGUGGUUUCUACGAAAUCAAUUCUAUCCCAACUGUUGAUUGGGUUUUCGAGACAGAACCCCAGGCUGGUGCGAAUAACAGAAAGUUCCAUUAUGCUCGUGGGAAAUGUCUUGGUGGCUCGUCAGCCUUGAAUUUCAUGAUCUACCAUCGAGGAUCAACUGGCACGUACGAUCGAUGGGCAGAUCUUGUGGGUGACGAUAGCUAUAGACUGGAGAACUUCCAAGCGUACUUCAAGAACAGCACGACGUUCACUCCUCCCAACACAAGAAAGCGACCAGCAAACGCAACCAUCGGCACGAAGUACAUUGCCGAGGACUUCAAGGCCAUACCAGAGGGCGGCCCUGUGCAGGUCAGCUACAGCUUCUGGGUUUCAGCUUGGGCAACUUGGUUAGAGAAAGGACUGAAGGCUGUCGGCCUGAAGAGCAUUGCCGGCUUCAAUAGCGGCGAAUUGCUCGGCUAUCAUUAUACGCAGACUACAAUCAACCCAAAGACAGCGACGAGAAGUUCAUCCAACGAAUAUAUAUACAAGGCAAAGUCCGAGGGCCUGGAUAACCUCAAGAAGGCCAUCGGACUUGAAGUCAGCUUCAUGGAUGUCAAAUACACUCUCAAGGCCAAGAAAGAAGUUGUUCUUAGUGCUGGUGCUUUCCAGUCGCCACAGCUCUUGAUGGUUUCCGGCAUUGGCCCCAAAGAGACUCUCAAUAAAUUCGACAUCAAACCUGUGUCCAUCCUCGAGGGCGUCGGUCAAAACAUGUGGGAUCACAUCUUUUUCGGACCUUCAUAUCAAGUCAGCUUCGAAACCCUGAAUGCGCGGCCCGUUAACCUCAACAUCAUCGAAUUCAUUGGCUGGGAGAAACUGCCCAAGAAAUACCGUACCAAGUUCUCGCCUGAAACGGAAAAGGCUCUUGCUCAGUUUCCUGAUGAUUGGCCUGAAGUUGAGUAUCUGGGGGCGAAUGGAUUUCUUGGAAAUUUCGAAUGGCCCAUUAUCCAGCAGCCUUUAGACGGAAAGCAAUAUGCAACCAUGCUCGGUGCAAUGGUAGCUCCUGUCUCCCGAGGAAAUGUCACCAUCUCAUCAACAUCAGGCUUAGAUAAGCCUGUCAUCAACCCUAACUGGUUAACAGCUAAAGCCGAUCAAGAAGCCGCAAUCGCGUGGUUUAGAAGAAUGAGAGACGUCUGGGAAACAAAGGAGUUGAAGUCAAUUGCGAUUGGUUCCGAAUACUGGCCUGGAAAGGAGGUACAGACAGACGAAGAGGUCCUAGACAUGGUUCGAGAUUCUCUCAUGACUGUGUGGCAUGCUGCUUGUACCUGUAAAAUGGGUAAAAGGGAGACAGAAACAGCUGUUGUGGAUAAUCUCGCCCGUGUGUUUGGUGUCGAAGGAUUGAGAGUAGUUGAUGCAAGUUCCAUGGCAUUGCUGCCUCCUGGUCAUCCGCAAAGCACUAUCUAUGCUUUUGCGGAGAAGAUUACAGACGAUAUUAUUAAACAGCGAAAGUAG
Fusarium poae is the source of this 1707-nucleotide messenger RNA. RefSeq lists its product as uncharacterized. Gene Ontology annotation, molecular function: oxidoreductase activity, acting on CH-OH group of donors; flavin adenine dinucleotide binding. The coding region runs from base 1 to 1707 and encodes 568 amino acids. Gene Ontology annotation, biological process: secondary metabolite biosynthetic process. The transcript is spliced from 6 exons. NCBI's taxonomy places the organism in Eukaryota, Fungi, Ascomycota, Sordariomycetes, Hypocreales, Nectriaceae. The record is from RefSeq and is a predicted model, not a curated record.